AAUGCUUUUAAUAAUUACUACGGAGUAAUAAUCUCUCUCUCUCUCUCUCUCUCUCUCUCUCUCUCUCUCCCUUUUCUUCAUUUCCGGUCACAUUUUAUACACCAAAAAUCCUCUCUCUCUCUCUCUCUCUCACAAAGAUAACCUCUCCGACAACCCACACCCAAUUUCUCUCCGCGAAUUUCGCCCUCUCGGAUUCUUUAUCCUCUCCACCCUUUCAUGUCCUCCGCCUCCGCCUCCGCCUCCGCCUCCCUCUUCACACCUCACCCACAUCUCUCACCCACUUUUCCAAAUGUACCCCUCACCCAGCCCUUCAAUUACCAGCCGCUAGAGCUUCAGAUUAGGGUUUUCCAGCUUCUCCCCGUGAUGUAGAUUCUGGAGGUGUUUUCUUUCUUGUUUGGUUGUUUCAUUCUCCGGUUAAAAAAAUCUGUUUUUUCGAUGGUUGGAUUAUAGAGACAGAUAUGGGUUAACGUUGAUUGUACACUAAUACGUGGAGCAUUUCAUUUUUUGGCUCUAAAUUGGGGCUUUUUUCUGAGGUGAUUUUCGAUUUAUGAUUUUUGGGGAAUCUUUAAGUAGGGGUAUUUGUGGAUCUGAGAGAAAGUUUAGGGUUUUUUUAUUUGGGUGUAGUGUGGCUUUGGAUUGUGGAUUGUAUCGAGGUUUGAAGGGAAAGAUAGAUUGGACUAUUGGGGUUUUUGUCAACGAACGUGAUCUUGAUUGGGGAUUUUGUGUGGUUUUGGAUUGGAUUGAAGAGAAGAGGUGUUGAAGCAUUAAGGUUUUUUGUUGUUUGAGGAACGUAUUUUCAAUCUCAAUCAGGAUCAAAUUUUGAGUCACGUGAUUGGGGAAAAGUUUAGAUUUUUUUGGUUUUGGAUUUGGCAUAGUAUUGAGGUUGAAAAGAAGGGAGAUAUUGCAAUAUUAGGUUAUUUAGAAAGAGGUGAUUUCGAUUGGGGAUCCAAAUAUGGAUCAUGUGAUUGGUGGGAAGUUCAAGCUCGGGCGGAAGAUUGGGAGCGGAUCUUUCGGCGAGCUGUAUUUGGGAGUGAAUGUACAAACUGGAGAGGAAGUUGCUGUGAAACUGGAAUCAGUGAAGACUAAACACCCUCAGCUGCAAUAUGAGUCGAAAUUGUACAUGCUUCUUCAGGGCGGAACUGGUAUUCCCCAUCUUAAAUGGUUUGGAGUUGAAGGUGAAUACAAUGCAAUGGUUAUUGACCUUCUUGGACCAAGCCUUGAAGAUUUAUUCAACUAUUGUAAUCGGAAGUUCACUUUAAAAACAGUUUUAAUGCUUGCCGAUCAGUUAAUAAAUAGAGUUGAAUAUAUGCACUCAAGAGGUUUUCUUCACCGUGAUAUAAAGCCUGACAACUUUCUAAUGGGUUUAGGGCGCAAAGCAAAUCAGGUCUAUGUUAUUGACUAUGGGCUUGCAAAGAAGUUUAGGGAUCUUCAAACACAUAAGCACAUACCAUACAGGGAAAACAAAAAUCUCACAGGCACUGCUCGUUAUGCGAGCGUUAACACUCACCUUGGAGUUGAGCAGAGCAGAAGGGAUGAUCUGGAAUCUCUUGGUUACGUGCUUAUGUAUUUUCUGCGGGGAAGCCUUCCUUGGCAAGGUUUGAAAGCUGGCACUAAAAAGCAGAAAUAUGACAGAAUUAGUGAAAAGAAGAUGGUUACUCCUAUAGAGGUGCUUUGCAAAUCAUAUCCAUCAGAAUUCAUAUCAUACUUUCACUACUGUCGAUCAUUGCGAUUUGAUGACAAACCAGAUUAUUCCUACCUGAAGAGGCUUUUCCGUGACCUAUUUAUUCGAGAAGGCUAUCAGUUUGACUACGUAUUUGACUGGACUAUUUUGAAGUAUCCACAAGUUGGUUCCAGUUCGAGGGCACGGCCCGUUGGGAAGUUACCUUUAAACCCAGGGCCACCUGCAGAAAGAGCUGAAAGGACCCCGGUGAGACAAGAGGUUCGAGAUAAAUUCUCAGGUGCAGUGGAGGCAUUUGCCAGAAGGAAUGGUACAACAGGUGGUGGUUUGCAUGGUGGUGAACACUCCAGGCACAGUGAUUAUUCCAGACAAAGAUCUUCAGAGGAUGUACCAUCCUCAAAGGAUGUGCAACCUGACUCUGAAAGAAGUCGCACCUCUCGUUACGGAAGCACUUCAAAAAGGGUUGUCAUGUCAGGCAGCCGACCAAGCUCAUCUGUUGAAGUCAGUGAGAACCGACAUAGCCGAUUGGGAUCAGGCAGUGGUCGCCUGUCUACUACCCAAAGGGUCCAACCAGGUCUUGAGUCCAAAUCAGCAUCUUUCACCCGUGCUGCUGCCACAAGAGGCGGCCGUGAUGAUCCUCUUCGGAGCUUUGAGCUGCUCACCAUUGGCACGGGAAAGAGGAAAUAAACGACUUAUACUCUGAGUAAGAACAAAUCCGAACGAAUCCAAUUUAUGAAGGCCUUACUCUAGGAAAGAAAAUCAGCAAGUCAGCUAUAUUCUUAAGUUGCAUGAUUGUUAGACAAAGGAUUACAUCCACGGGAAUAAGCUGAAGUUCCUUCUAGAGAUUUUUGAGAAGUUCUUCCUCAUCGUCAAUUCUUGCUGUUAUGAUAUCUUUUAAACUCAUAAAACAAGAAAGAGAUUGUUCAUCUCAAGUUUAGGGAAAUGUUUAUAUUGUUAAAGAUUGGUUGCUGUAACGAGUACUUCAGUUUGUUGUAUUAUGACAACUUUGCUUCAAUACCAUUAUGAGAACCUUUGCUUC
Messenger RNA from Rhododendron vialii, 2717 nucleotides. Its product is annotated as casein kinase 1-like protein 10. Gene Ontology annotation, molecular function: protein serine/threonine kinase activity; ATP binding. Gene Ontology annotation, biological process: peptidyl-serine phosphorylation; endocytosis; signal transduction. The record is from RefSeq and is a predicted model, not a curated record. Lineage: Eukaryota; Viridiplantae; Streptophyta; Magnoliopsida; Ericales; Ericaceae. Bases 953 to 2365 code for a protein of 470 amino acids. The transcript is spliced from 14 exons. Gene Ontology annotation, cellular component: cytoplasm; nucleus.